AUGGCCGACCUCAGCAUCGCUGUGGACCACAAAGUCCCGGACACGAUCCACUCGGAGCACCUCGCCGCCAUCGUGGAGGCCAAGCUCGCGGGGCCGAGCGAGCGCGCUGCAACGCGGCACUCCGACGUCCUGGAAGCCGCGUCGCCGCAGGCCUGCGGCAAGCCCCAGAGCACCCCGCACGCGCCCGUCGAGGCCUCGGGCACGGACGCCCUUUCGCGCGCGCCGAAACCCCCGUGCGCGGCCUGCGGGCCCUCCGGCAACAUGCCCGACCUAGCCUCCGAGCUGUCGAUGCGCGCGAGCCUCGACAGCCGGCGGUCCCUGAGCUCGCGCUCGCCCAUGCUGCGCGUGCGCGCGAUCAACCACAUCUCGCGCAUCGUCAGGGACGUCCGCGCGACCGCUAACUUCUACAAACGUAUUCUAGGGUUCCGAGAGGUGGUCCGUCCGAGCACCUUCAACUUCAGCGGAGCGUGGCUACACGGCUGCGGCGUCGGGCUGCACCUCAUCCAGGGCGAGCCCGUCGCGCGCGAGGCCGAGGUCAUUCCCAAGUCAGACCACCUCAGUUUCCAGGUCGACAUGCCGCUGGCCUCGGUGGAGGAGGUGCUCACGAGCCUCGACAUGCGGUACGUGAAGCAGAUCGUCCGCGAGGGGCCGUACCUCGUCACGCAGCUCUUCUUCCACGACCCAGAUCGCAAUAUGAUUGAAAUCUGCGACUGCGACCAGCUGCCGGUGGAGUACAUUGCGUCGGCGGGGUGGGACGUGGGGUCGCUCGAGGAGGAGGUGCUCGCGACGCGCGUGUUCGGGCCGUCGGGGUCGGAGAUGUCCGCGGCCACGGUGCGCGCGCUGGCGUAG
Pedinophyceae sp. YPF-701 is the source of this 849-nucleotide messenger RNA. NCBI's taxonomy places the organism in Eukaryota, Viridiplantae, Chlorophyta, Pedinophyceae. The record is from the annotation of a GenBank genome assembly.